Messenger RNA from Penicillium salamii, 825 nucleotides. The record is from the annotation of a GenBank genome assembly. NCBI's taxonomy places the organism in Eukaryota, Fungi, Ascomycota, Eurotiomycetes, Eurotiales, Aspergillaceae.
AUGGAUUCACUCAAGGGAAAUACUGCUCUUAUCACUGGUGCCUCCAUGGGCAUUGGUGAAGCUAUUGCACUCAAUUUGGCGGAAAACGGAAUGAAUAUCGCGCUUUUGGCCAGGAGUAAAGACAAAUUGGAAAAUGUCAGAGUCAAAAUCCAACAGAAAUUUCCAUCUGUUCGAGUCCAAAGUUUUCCUGUUGACAUUCAAAACCACGCCGAAGUUGAUACGGCAGUCCAAAGCGUCAUCACAGAGCUAGGUGAGAUCGAGGUUCUGAUAAACAAUGCUGGCCUUGCACUUGGUGCACCAGCCAGGUUCUGGGAGCUCCCAAUCGAUCUGGUUACCCAAAUGAAUGGCACCAAUAUCGCCGGUGUCAUGUACACAACCCAUUCGGUACUCAACAGAAGCAUGUGGCCCGGGAAACGGGGCACCAUUAUCAACGUUUCAUCUGUGACUGGUCUGGAAUGCCCUCCAUUUGAUGGUGAGGCUGUAUAUCAUGCGAACAAAGCUUGCAUUGAGGGCUUUACCAACAGCCUGCGCAUGGAAACAGCCGGUUCGGAUAUUCGAGUUCUAGCACUGCGGCCAGGUUGUGUCGUUACCAAUUUCCAUCUGCAAAGGGUAAAAUAUGACAACGAUGCCAUGGAUGAGUUCUUCUACGGUUAUGAGCCCUUGGUAUCCGAGGAUCUUGCCGACGCAGUUUGGUUCAUGCUUAGCCGCUCUGGAAGAACUUCAAUCAAGGCACUCGAUUGUGUGCCAACAGCACAAAGAUCACUGACUCUAUUUGAUCGAGAAUGGAAUACCAGACGAGAUGAGAAGGCUCAUGGCUACACUUGA